Messenger RNA from Brienomyrus brachyistius, 2730 nucleotides. Its product is annotated as ephrin-B1-like. The coding region runs from base 896 to 1885 and encodes 329 amino acids. The transcript has 6 exons. The record is from RefSeq and is a predicted model, not a curated record. Gene Ontology annotation, molecular function: ephrin receptor binding. Gene Ontology annotation, biological process: axon guidance; ephrin receptor signaling pathway. NCBI's taxonomy places the organism in Eukaryota, Metazoa, Chordata, Actinopteri, Osteoglossiformes, Mormyridae. Gene Ontology annotation, cellular component: plasma membrane.
GUGGAGCUGUAAUCGCGGACGCGGAGCCCAGAAAGCGCCGGUGAUUGGUUAGAGCGGCGGGGCUGGUCCUCAGCUCGCCCAGGCGUCGGAUUACAUUUGCAGUUUACGCGAGGGGGGGAGAAGUCGGCGUCCGGGAUGCAUAGGAAGCCGCUGCGAGUGCACCGCCGACCGCAUCCGCAGCACAUGAGAGCGACUGCUCGCCGGGGAAGUGCGCGGUAGGAUAGUGUGGAAUCACCGUCUUCGCACGUCGGACGGAGAUCGCAGGCUCUUCUGCCCUGAAGCGCGGCUGUCAUCGCACGGCUCGACCCUUGUAUUUUUUUGCGGAAUACGGUAGUUUCGUCCGGACUUGGCGCACUGGUGAUGCACAGGGCACGGCGCAGGGCACGGCGAUCUGAGAGCAAUCAGAGCACUGAAAUCACACGACACGGGAAUCCUGAAAGAUAGCGUUGGAUCGUCGCUUUUCCUUCUUAUUUUUUUGGGCAAAAGGAAUAAAAUAUCACCCCGUGGACCAUACUUGGGACUUAAGACGAACAUUUUUUUGGGAUAGCGUUAUCCAGGGAUGAUAUGUGUUUACCAGACUUGACAAAAUACAUCAACAGGUCGCCGAUGCACAUAUUAAAUGUGCCGGCCGAGAAGAGAGAUUUUCGGCUAUGAGAAAACGCGUUAUGUGAUACCGAUUAUUGCUGGAAAUCGCCGAAGCGCAACUUGCCUAGUGAGUCGGGGGCGCUCACUUUGAAGGAUCUCCCGGUGGCUGCAGCAGAAUAGGCGACUUAUGAAACUUUAUGCAUUUCACAGGAUUGAUAUUUGGAGACCGGUUGAGAUAGGAAGCCGGCCUGCAGAAACGGGACAUUAUUAAAAAAGGCGAAUUUUGCUCUGCCGCAGUCUGACAGUAAGAAUGGCUGGCGUCAGCUGUGGGUGGAAGUAUUACCUCUGGAUUUUGAUUGCUAUGUGCAGAUCUACGUUACCGCAAGCGAAAUCCCUGGAAUCGGUUAUUUGGAGCUCACAAAAUCUCAAGUUUCAGCCAGGGAAAGGCUUGGUGAUUUAUCCUGAGAUUGGGGACAAGCUGGACAUUAUUUGUCCGAAGGCAGAUGUCGGAAGACCGUACGAAUACUACAAGUUGUACCUGGUGAAGAAGGAACAGGCGGAUUCCUGCAGCACAGUCAUGGACCCCAACGUGUUGGUGAACUGUAACAAGCCAGAGAAGGACAUCAAAUUCACCAUCAAGUUCCAGGAGUUCAGUCCAAACUACAUGGGCCUUGAAUUCAAAAGGAACAUCAACUACUACAUCACAUCCACUUCCAAUGGGACCCUGGAAGGACUUGAGAAUAGAGAAGGUGGAGUUUGCAACACCCGCUUCAUGAAGAUCAUUAUGAAAGUUGGACAGGACCCAAACACCGUGGUGUCAGACCCAGUGAUAAUCGACAGCCCUGGCAAGGACAAAGACAGUACAGAGUCGACGAGCAGACCUCCUGCCAAGGAUAAGGAUGAGCGGAAAGGCAGUACAGGUAGCAUAAACCAAAACAAGACUGUUACGGACGAGGGCAUCUUUGGCUCCAAGGCGGCCCUCUUCGCAGCCAUCGGGGCGGGCUGCGUCAUCUUUCUCUUCAUCAUCAUCUUCCUGAUCAUUCUGCUGAUCAAGAUCCGGAAGCGGGCGAGGAAGCACACACAGCAGCGAGCGGCGGCGCUGACACUCAGCACGCUGGCCAGCCCCAAGUGCUCUGGGAACGCCGGCUCUGAGCCCAGUGACAUUAUCAUACCCCUGCGGACUACAGAAAACAACUACUGCCCACACUACGAGAAAGUGAGCGGGGAUUACGGGCACCCAGUCUACAUAGUCCAGGAAAUGCCCCCCCAGAGCCCCGCUAACAUUUAUUACAAGGUGUGAAGAUGGAGGGGAGAGGGCAACGGUGAUAUUUUGUAGGACGUUUGGAUUUUAGGAAAUUAUGGCCUACCUUUUUUUUGUUUUUUUUUUACUAUCUAGACCUUCUGAAGCUGGAGGACAUUUAAACGAUGACCAGUGAAGAUAAAACCGUAAAAGAGUAAUAGAAAGUCAGGAGGUCUACAUAAAGACUGCUGUCAGGACAUUGAAAUUUCUCCUGUGUGGGCCAGCAGCAGGUCGCCUGUCCGCGCCCUGUUUCCUGUUAACCUACAGAUGUAUUAAGCAGUCACAUGUUCCCUGGUCUAAGCCAUGGUAUAUUUCUGGAUAGUUAAUAAGAGAUGGGAUACAUGGUUUAGGCUUUUGAAUCAGUAGCCUUUCACCUUGUGUGGUAGUGAGAAGGUACAGGGUAUGUCCAGGAAGUUGAAAACCUGCAGCUGCAGGCUGUCUGUCAUUCGCUGGCUUCAUCGCCGAGCUGAAGCCGUUGAGAUUUGCUCAGGUGACAGGGCACAUUGCGACAGAUAGGGCAGCACCAUUCUCUUGCACACUAUGAUGUUUACCUUGCAUUAUUCUCAUCAAAGUUAACUCGCUCAUUCUUCUCAUAAUUCUGCUCGUCGGGUUUUUUCUUUUUUGUUCUUUGCAUAUACAGUAUAUCAUGGUAAAUAUUCCUGUAUUUCAUGUUAUCAUAUCUCAGUAGCAGUACAUUUAUUUCGCGGAGAAACAUUACAUGUGAGCCAUAACACUAGGGAGGUCAUUGUUUUUUGUAAGGCAAAAAAAAAAAACUCAUAUUUCCUUUUGUCCGUUCAAUCCUGAAGCAUCGCCAGGAAAGGUAUUUACGAGUGUUGUCAGUCUCA